AUAACUUAUCAAUGCAUUCUUGUUAGUGGCCUGUAGAAAUAUGAAUUGGUGCGCAAUCAGUAAUCUCUAAUAUUAAAAAUAAACAAUAUUUUUUAAAUAAGUUGUGAUUUAAAUUCUAAUAAUUAUUUAGUGGUAAAUUAUGUACUAAUACAAACAGGCUGUCAGUUUCUAUUGUGGCGGUGUGUUGACCUAUCGAAUUCGCGGAGUAUUUUAGCAGUGUAAUAUGAAGUUGUUGACAAUAAUCACACUGUUCGUGCCACUCAUUAGUGCCGAUAUAUUCCCGUUAUCCAUUAUUCACAUUAAUGAUUUUCACGCAAGAUUCGAGCCUACGGAUACAUCAGGCGGCACGUGUGAUGCUGGCGAAGAAUGCAUCGGCGGCUUAGCGCGAACCAUUUACACUGUAAAGCGUUUACUGGAGGAACAAAAGGACCAAAAUCCGGUUUACUUCAAUGCAGGCGACAGUUUUCAGGGCACACUUUGGUACAAUAUCGGACGAUGGAAUGUGACAAGCCAGUUUCUGAAUAUGCUACCCGCUGAUGCUAUGACACUCGGCAAUCAUGAGUUUGAUCAUGGCAUUGAGGGUGUUGUGCCAUUUCUGGAGAGCAUCAAUUCACCUAUGUUGGUAGCGAAUAUGGAUGCAAGAGAUGAACCGGAUAUGCAGGGCAAAUACCAAAAAUCGAUAAUAAUCGAACGUAGUAACAGGAAAAUCGGUGUCAUCGGUGUUAUUCUCGAAACCACCUAUGAUUUAGCCAAUACUGGUAAUUUGAUCUUCCAAAAUGAAAGCACCGCUAUACGUGAGGAAGCUCAAAAGCUGAGAGAACAAGGUGCCAAUAUAAUUAUUGCAAUUACGCAUUGCGGCUAUGAUGUGGAUAAAUUAAUUGCACAGCAUGCCGCUGAUGAUGUCGAUGUUAUAGUGGGAUCUCAUUCGCAUACUUUCCUAUAUACGGGCGAUAAAUUACCCGGUCCAGACACGCCAUAUGGUCCGUAUCCCACCGAAGUUGUGCACGAAAAUGGUCAUCGCAUUUUGAUUGUUCAAGCGGCAGCUUAUGCGAAAUAUGUUGGAAAUAUAACGGUAUACUUCGAUGAUGAUGGAAACGUGGUCGACUACUCGGGUGCACCGAUUUACAUGGGAUCCAGUGUACCAGAAGACGCUGACAUUGUUGAAGCUAUGAAGCCAUGGCAAGAGAUCAUUGAUGCACAGGGUUCAGUGGUUGUUGGUGAGACAAAAGUUGAAUUGGCAAUGUCAACAUGCAGCGAUUCCGAGUGUAAUUUAGGAAAUUAUUUCUGUGAUGCAAUGAUACAUGCUUUUGCUGCUUUAACUCCGUAUUCGGAAAUGCCAUGGGCAAAUGUUUCUAUUGGCCUAAUAAACACUGGUGGUCUACGAGUGCCGCUUAGAAAAGGAACCCUCACAUAUGCGCAUUUAGUCACAAUGUCUCCAUUCGAAAAUGUACUGACCGCCUUCAAUUUACCGGGGCAUAAGCUCUUAGAAGCAUUGGAAUUUAGUGUGCAACCGAUAGAUAUAAAGAGUAAUACCACAAACUCUCCAAUUUAUAUGCAAGUAGCUGGUUUAAAAAUCACGUAUAAUUACAAUAAUCCCGUUGGAGAGCGAGUGGUUGAUAUCAAGGUACGCUGUGCAGAUUGUGCCAUUCCAGUUUAUGAGGAUUUUGAUUCAAGGAAAAUUUAUCGUAUCGUGGCACCAGAUUUUCUAGCUGAAGGAGGCGGUGGUUUCACCAUGUUCAGGGAUUAUGGUUCGGAUUGGCAGAAGGAAAUGACAGAUAUCGAUGCGCUCUUAUCGUUCACCCGUAAUACCAGUCCAAUAUAUAUCGGAAGAGAGAAACGUAUAUCGGUAUUGGGAUACCCAGAAACUGCGGCUGCAAUUGUACCCAUUAAAGAGGAGAUGGAUAAGGUAGGGGCAGUUGUUCAGGGUGAGACUAAAGUGGAGUUGAGAAAAUCAACCUGUAGCAGUGAUGAGUGCAAUUUGGGAAACUUCUUUUGUGAUGCCAUGAUACACGCUUUCACUGGCUUAACACCGUACUCAGAAGGAUUGUGGUCUAACGUUUCCAUUGGAAUUGUAAAUACAGGUGCACUGCGUGUACCCCUGUCCCCAGGAAAUAUUACUUAUUCGCACAUAGUGACGAUGUCACCGUUUGAAAACAAACUCACUGCAUUCAACAUACCUGGUCAUAAACUAUUAGAAGCAUUGGAAUACAGUGUUAGUCCCAUUGAUUUGGAUAGCGGAGUUACCAGCUCCUACAGAUUUAUUCAAGUAUCUGGCCUUAAGAUAACCUACAAUUAUGCUAACCCAACCGGAGAAAGAGUGGUCGAUAUUAAAGUUCGUUGCUCCGAGUGUGAUAUACCUGUAUACGAGGAUUUCGAUUCAACAAAAAUUUAUCGUGUCGUCGCACCAGAUUUUCUGGCAGAAGGAGGCGAUGGUUUCGCAAUGUUUAGAGAUUAUGGCUACGAUUUUCAAAAAGAGAUGUCCGACUUGGAUGCUCUGCUUUCAUACACAACUCAAGUAACACCAAUCUACGUCGGUAAAGAAAAACGUAUUACUGUAUUACGGAAUGAGGAAGUUUUAAAGCUGAAACAAAUUUGGGCUACUAAUAUCACUACUGAGGGCAAUGUUGUUGUUGGAACGUCCAGGGUAACUUUGUCAAAUUAUAACUGUGCUCAAUCUGAGUGCAAUGUCGGAAAUUUAUACACUGACGCAAUUUUGCACGCGUUUUUACGCUUGGAGCCCUACAACACACAUAAAUGGGCCAAUGCCUCAAUAGCUAUAACAACUAGUGCUGAAAUGCGUGCUUCCAUUCCACGUGGCAACGUUACUUACAAGGAAGCUUUUGAACUUUGCUCGUACGAAGGUGAUCUCAUAGCCUUUGAUUUGGCCGGUAAAUAUUUGCUGGAAGCUUUAGAAUACAGUGUCUCAUCAAUUGAUCUAGAAAACAAUGUCAACGAGACUUAUAAGUUUUUACAUAGUUCGGGCAUUAGAGUGACGUACGAUCUUCGGGCUGCCAAAGAGGAUAGAGUAGUUAGUGCAGAUGUGCGAUGUACUGACUGCGCUAUUCCCUUUUAUGAAUCAUUAUCUCCAAAUAAAACUUAUCGUAUUGUUGCUGCUAAGUAUUUGGCCACCGGAGGUUAUGGAUAUUCAAUGUUUACAAAUUAUGGAUCUUCGCGAAACACACUUCCGGUGAAUGAACUGACAGCUUUAAUCGAUUAUUUCAGAGCGGAAAAGCCGAUAACUAUUGGCUUGCAAGGACGAAUUAAAUUAAUAUAGAUAAACAAAAAUUUCUAAUACUAUUGUAUC
Bactrocera tryoni is the source of this 3304-nucleotide messenger RNA. Its product is annotated as apyrase. Bases 224 to 3274 code for a protein of 1016 amino acids. Gene Ontology annotation, molecular function: 5'-nucleotidase activity; metal ion binding; nucleotide binding. The record is from RefSeq and is a predicted model, not a curated record. Gene Ontology annotation, cellular component: plasma membrane. The transcript is spliced from 17 exons. NCBI's taxonomy places the organism in Eukaryota, Metazoa, Arthropoda, Insecta, Diptera, Tephritidae. Gene Ontology annotation, biological process: AMP catabolic process.